Dermacentor andersoni is the source of this 3497-nucleotide messenger RNA. RefSeq lists its product as uncharacterized. The record is from RefSeq and is a predicted model, not a curated record. Lineage: Eukaryota; Metazoa; Arthropoda; Arachnida; Ixodida; Ixodidae.
GAGCAGUUGUGGCCCCUCGGCGGCUCUGUAUGCCGGCGGGCUAGGUUUAAAAACCCCCUUGUUUCUUCGAGAGAUUCUCGGCGGAUGGAACUGCUCACUGCGACGUCGCUUUCGUGAGAGAGCUAGCCUGUCGCAGUCUCUUCUUGGCCGUCAACUGAUCGCCUCCUCCAUGACCCGCUUGUUUCUUUCACGUCCUUCUCGCACACUCGCACCGGAAAAGCAUCGAGCGUCGGUCUGAAUUCCCCACGCAUCAUUGCCAAGCCGACCAGUCUUGUCCUGAGGAACCUCCGCUCAGUUGAGUAGGGGCGGUCAACGAUGGCAUCUUGUCCGGUGUCCGUGAUCCUCGUCUGUGCCUGCGCGGCGUUGGCGGGCGAAUUUGCGGCGGGGCGGCAGAUCGAGGUGACGCCUGACGAUGAAAGAGCACCACUGCACGACAUUCUGUUCCGUCAUCAUUCCGCGCCAGCGCCCCGAUUUCAUGUUCCGAAUGAGAGCGUUGGCGUUGACGAUCUCUGCUUCCACAACAGCGAGUGCGAAUCGGGUCUCUGCUGCCGCGUGGAUGGCGUCUACGCGACAGCCUGCAUGCCCAUGUCCAAGAUCGGGGAAUCGUGCGAGCCGGAAAAUCCGAAGAGUGCACAUUACAAGGAUUACUGCCCCUGCCUAGAAGGAUAUUGCGUGGAGAUGGAUAUAUUUUCCAUAAUGCCCGGCUUGAGAUGCGUACAACGAAGCCAAACUCAAGGCCCCGUCACGUCAGGAACCCGGCAGAGGCCACAGUCUUCCGUGCCCUAGUGGAACAUAGCCGCUGGAAGCGUCCGAUUAUUCAAUUAGAUUUAUUUACUGUAUUCAAUUAGAUUUAUUUUGGCAUUUUUGUACCAAACGCUCCAGCGUACAAUAAGAAUAUCUCUCAUAUGCCAGCUUGAUGUCGUCCCGAGGCACUCACCAACAAUUGCUUACGAACAGUGCUUAGGUAAGGACAUGUUUUUUUUUAGUGUUUCUUCUUUCACUGUGAAGUAAUACACUGGGAACAUAUACUCUAAAGAGACAUUAAAUACGAAAAUAAGUUGAGCUGUUUAGUAAGUUACGCUUCAACAACGUCGCAGAAGCGACUGUCGGUUAGAGAAGAGUCUUGUUCAGCCAGAAAGAACGCAAAUCGCGGAAUAGGAGUGGCGACGCCCCACGCAAGUUCGCGAAGCAGUUCGUCGUGACGUCAUGAGUUGUGAUGACAUUUGCUCGGGCUCCAUUCUCUUAAAAUUGGUAAAACGUAGAACAGGCCGUGUUCUAAGGAAUCUACACACUGACAUGAGAAACAUUUAAACAUAAGUUUAAUGGCGCCGGCAACGGGCCAGACGCGCGCCCAAAUACAUAAAGUUUGUGACGUGGCAGUGACCUACUGCGACAAGGGAGAGAAGAGAACCUUACCUUACUUACUUGUGUUUCUUUUUUUGAAAAGCUCCAUAACGAGGCCCGAGAGUAACUGCCUCAAGGUGUUCGGUAUGAGGCAAAAAAAACGCGUCAUGUUAUCAGACUGAAGAUCAAUUACCACGACAAGCUGGGCGAGUUGGUGAUUGAACAUGUCCCUAAGGGUGGGCAGCGCAACCCGGUAGAAAGGCAAAAGGAAGUGCACAAUACGAGCGCAGUUGCUUAUGCAAACCUUUGUUUGAACAAAUCGAUAUAUUUUAUAAAAUAUCAAUCAAAUCAACCGCGAGAUUGUGGAAGCCUACUUUAUGCAUGUAAACUCAGGGGCAUGCAUUAGCCAGACUUCUAUCCCUCUGGAGAAUAAGGAAACUGAGUUUUUGAAUGGCAAGAUAGGCUAACACCCUUUCACCCUUUUAAUCGUCACUUUAGAUGAGCUUACUUGUUCUGCAUAUUUAAGUCACUUGUUUGAACAAAUAAACGAGUUGUUAGUCUGCGCUCGUAUCGUGUACUUCCUUUUGUCUUUCGUCCGGGUUGCGCUGCCCACCCCUAGGAACAUGUCCAAAGAUCAGGUACGUGUAGAUGCGCAUCCAGAGGCGAUCUAAUCAGUGAAAUCCUAGCGAAAUUUAGGGAAAUCUCUGUGUUGUGCUUACGGAAGCAGCAAUUGCGCUUUUGUGGCUUCCUUGUGUGACUACGGAUAGAAGAAGCUAUCUUCGGACUUUCCGGACGCCGAGAUGAAGAUAAUAUUCACACAGGUAACGUUCACAAAGACAUUCCUCUGUAAUGAAGAAGCAAAUCCUAAUAGUUUCAAGCUUUAAAAACGUGGUAUAUAGCGCUACGCGCUCCAGCGCUUCCUGGCUCGUUGCAUGAUGACAUGUUCCAUCCUCGGUCAGAAGAACGGAGGACCUACCCAUCAGAUGGGCUGCGAAUAAAAAGCAGACCGCCUCUUCACAUGAAACUAAAUAGAUGUCUUCGGUUCCUGACCUACACUGUCGUGUGAGAAUACACAUGCGCUAUAUGGGACCCAUACCAAUUUUAUCAAAGCUGAUUAAGCGUGACGUCAUGCCAUCCAGUACGAUCUGCACAUUACAUGACCCAUUAAGUCACAGCUCUCUACUCUUCACAUCCCUAGGCUUCUUCCCAGAAUUUGCCUAGGGAUCAUAUACAUGAAUAAUUACUGCAUUGUCAUUGCCAAAGAUGCUGCAAACGAAUUCUUGGACGUUACGUACUGUCAAGACAAGUAAAAUAUGUAUUUUUUCAUAAAGGAAUAUUCUUAUGUCCCAAAAGUUGUGCCAAAAGCAACGGAUAUCAAUGCUUCCACGUUUCUUUUUGUCUAUUUAAUAAGAAAGAAAAUAGCACACGAACUUUAGAACUAUGUCAGUGCGAAAUCAGCAAAGCAAUGCAUACCGCGGAUGUGAUUAAUGUAAAGGCCGUGAAAGGAACAAGUUGAGGACAAAUAUCCUAAUGAAACUUUGUAAGUCAAGAACCUUGUUUACAUGUUUGUGCAUAUGCAACGACCAGGGAAAAACCCAGUGACGCUAUACUUCGUUGCAAUGUACUGCGCAAAAGCAGCUGUCACCGGUCGUGUAUUAUAAUUGCACCGAAAUUGUAGUCGCAGCAGAGAUCCCAUAUCAAAAGCAGCAGUGAUGCAAAAUAUACAUUAGAAAUGCGAAGUACAAUGGUAUACACAAAUGCGAAGAUGAAGCUUGAUAAGAAGCAAAAAAGUGUCUCUGCAAACAAAGUUCACUGCAUGUAUCCACAAAACCUCGCAACAAGAUUUUUAAACACACGUAUAAGUAUCCAAUAAAUCUACCUAUCUAAGCAAAAGACAUUGUAUACCGGCCGCUUUAGCUAACUUUAGCCAGUGGAAAAAAUAUGCCGAUGCAUUCUAAGGCGACGCGACCAAGUGCAUGCUGCUCAAUUUUGUGUUCAGCGUGUCACGCUGUUUUUUGUAUUUUGCUUAAUUAGAUUUUUAGUCAAGAUUAAUAAACCAAAUUCUGAUGUGACGAAGCUAGGAAAAAAAUAUAAUUUUAAAAUUGCAGAGCGGUUUGCAAAACGUCCGAAUAAACAGUUUCUGUCUUUCCAUA